AAAAAAAAUAAAAAAUAAAAACCCUAAUUCCAACCAUUUCAAAAUUUUAUUGAUGUACAAUUUAUCCUUAUUUGUUCGAUUUCCUUAUCGUUGCUUGUGAAGUUGUAUUCCUCUCUGCUCGCGUCGCCGUCGUGCUCGUCUCUUUUAGAACUCAAACACAAAGGCGUGGAAGAAGGCAUUGGGGGUUAGGGUUUCUUCCGAGUUCCUGGGAACGAUUAACCAAGAGAAGAAGAUGAUCGAGGUGGUUCUGAACGAUCGAUUGGGGAAGAAGGUCCGCGUGAAAUGCAACGAUGACGACACCAUCGGAGACCUAAAGAAGCUGGUUGCAGCUCAGACAGGAACGAGGGCCGACAAGAUUCGCAUCCAGAAGUGGUACACCAUCUACAAGGAUCACAUCACCCUCAAAGAUUACGAGAUCCACGACGGCAUGGGCCUCGAGCUCUACUACAACUAAAAUCCCUCUUCAAAGGUGCUAUUAAUGGCGUAAUAUAUGGAACUGGAUAAAUGUGUCAAAUGUAACUUUUGACUUGCAAACCCCUUUGAUUGGAAUAAUGUACAUACCCGAAUGAUAUGAGAUUUAAUUUGCUGUUGGAACAAUCUGUUACUUUGUUAUAUAAUAUAUAUUUGACGUGUUCUUGUUUGAUUCGUA
Messenger RNA from Arachis stenosperma, 649 nucleotides. RefSeq names its product ubiquitin-like protein 5. Lineage: Eukaryota; Viridiplantae; Streptophyta; Magnoliopsida; Fabales; Fabaceae. The record is from RefSeq and is a predicted model, not a curated record. Bases 233 to 454 code for a protein of 73 amino acids. Gene Ontology annotation, biological process: protein modification process; mRNA splicing, via spliceosome. The transcript is spliced from 3 exons. Gene Ontology annotation, cellular component: cytoplasm; nucleus. Gene Ontology annotation, molecular function: protein binding; protein tag activity.